AUUAACAAUGGUGUCAUUUUCUAUGAACAAAGAAACAAAGUCCAGUUUUUUAAGUACUAUGGGCUUAUAUUAUCAAACCAAAAAAAAAAAGUAUUAUGGGCUUAUAUCGAUGCCAAAUCUAAUUUGAAGCCCAAUAGAAAUAAACAAUGGAUAUCUCAUUUUGUAGAGGCCCAUGGCCCUCCCUUCUCUUCUAGAUUUGUUACCUUAUCCCAUCAAGACUCAGGUAUUCGACUCUCUCUCUCUCUCUCUCUCUCUCGAUUCAGAGAAUAGCAGAAGAUGUUAUCCAUGUCAGUUCAACCAAGCAUAACAAGCAGGCCUUCCUCUGUUUUCAAGAACAUCUCCUCCGCACCCUCAAAAACCUCAUUUUCUGUGAACCCAAGAGCUUCCCACUUGCGCUCUUCUUACCUGAAAUCCAAGUCCACUAGUUUUGUCGCCGCCGCCGCCGCUGCCGCCACAGAAGUAGCUCCGGCAGAAACACCCGCCGACGCCGAACUCGUUCCACAACCGCAGACAGGUGCAGUGGGUGCGCGUCUGGUGUUGAAGUUCAUAUGGAUGGAGAAGAACAUCGGUCUGGGACUGGAUCAGAGCAUACCGGGGCACGGCACAGUGCCCCUCAGCCCUUACUUCUUCUGGCCCAGGAAAGAUGCAUGGGAAGAGCUCAAGGCAACUCUAGAGAACAAGCCAUGGAUCUCUCAGAAGAAGAUGAUCAUUCUCCUCAAUCAGGCCACAGACAUCAUCAAUCUCUGGCAACAGAGCGGUGGCAAUCUCUCUUGAAUUCCACACUCCUCUAGGAUCAUCCUUCUUUGCCUUUAUCUUGUACUAUUUUGACUCUAUGCUCUAUUUUUUGCUGCUUCACUCUCAAUACAAAUGCCCCUUUUCAUUACA
Messenger RNA from Salvia miltiorrhiza (redroot sage), 885 nucleotides. RefSeq names its product 30S ribosomal protein 3, chloroplastic. Gene Ontology annotation, molecular function: structural constituent of ribosome. The transcript is spliced from 2 exons. NCBI's taxonomy places the organism in Eukaryota, Viridiplantae, Streptophyta, Magnoliopsida, Lamiales, Lamiaceae. Gene Ontology annotation, biological process: translation. The coding region runs from base 277 to 774 and encodes 165 amino acids. Gene Ontology annotation, cellular component: ribosome. The record is from RefSeq and is a predicted model, not a curated record.